This is a messenger RNA of Pelobates fuscus (common spadefoot toad), 811 nucleotides long. It is a transcript of the gene C1QL2, whose product is annotated as complement C1q like 2. The transcript has 2 exons. Gene Ontology annotation, molecular function: protein binding. The record is from RefSeq and is a predicted model, not a curated record. Lineage: Eukaryota; Metazoa; Chordata; Amphibia; Anura; Pelobatidae. The coding region runs from base 98 to 805 and encodes 235 amino acids.
UGUGUCCUCCUCUGCCGGGCUGCCCCUCCCUGUCAGACUGGUGCCGGUCAGGGGGGCCCCCCGCAGGUGGGUGCUGUUGGUGGCCCUGGGGGUCGCCAUGCUGCUGUUGCUGGUCACACUCCUGCCCCUGCUGGCCCCUCCGGGGGGGGCUCACUAUGAGAUGCUCGGCACUUGCCGAAUGAUCUGCGACCCCUACAGCGGGCCCCCCCCCAGCCCCGCGGGGGCCCCCCCACCCUUCCUCCAGGGGCCCAAGGGGGAGCCGGGCAGAGCGGGCAAGCCGGGAGCGCGGGGUCCCCCUGGAGAGCCGGGACCCCCAGGAGCCAGGGGCCCCCCGGGGGAGAGGGGAGAGCCGGGGCGGCCGGGGAUGGGGGGCUCAGUUUCUGGGGGUCCCCCGCCCGCCCCCCAGGGGCCCCGGAUCGCGUUCUAUGUGGGUCUGAAAAGCCCCCACGAGGGCUACGAGCUGCUCCGCUUCGACGACAUCGUCACCAACGAGGGGGAUCAGUACGACCCCCAGACCGGCAAAUUCACCUGCAGCGUCCCGGGCACCUACUACUUCACCUACCACGUGCUAAUGCGGGGGGGCGACGGCACCAGCAUGUGGGCAGAUCUCUGCAGGAACGGCCAGGUGCGUGCCAGUGCUAUCGCCCAGGAUGCUGACCAGAAUUAUGACUACGCAAGUAAUAGUGUGGUCCUUCAUUUGGAUGCGGGAGAUGAAAUCUAUGUCAAACUGGAUGGUGGAAAAGCCCAUGGAGGAAACAACAAUAAGUACAGCACCUUCUCUGGUUUUAUUCUCUACCCAGACUAAAUGGUC